Daktulosphaira vitifoliae (grape phylloxera) is the source of this 2065-nucleotide messenger RNA. RefSeq names its product leucine zipper transcription factor-like protein 1. The transcript has 7 exons. Bases 1074 to 1889 code for a protein of 271 amino acids. Gene Ontology annotation, biological process: negative regulation of protein localization to cilium. The record is from RefSeq and is a predicted model, not a curated record. Gene Ontology annotation, cellular component: cytoplasm. Lineage: Eukaryota; Metazoa; Arthropoda; Insecta; Hemiptera; Phylloxeridae.
AUGCGAAAUAUUACCAUCAUUCAUAAAAGUGAUUUAUUAAUAGGGAUUUUUAGGUCAAUCCCGCAUAAAAACUAAAAAAAUGACUUGGUUUUAUUACAAGUAGGGGUGAACAAUUUUUCUUAGAUAAAACCCAUAAGAAAAAAUUAUAAAUACGUUCAAGGUUAGAUCUACCCAACAAAUUAAUAUAUAUAAAAUGAGCAUUGCUUUUUACCCUCAAAAAAAAAAUCGAUACAGGCCAAGAUAAAUAAAUACUAAAAUAAAAUUUUUGACGAUACGAAUUUUUCUCCAAUCUAAAAUGCUUAAUGUAACAACUUACGUAGUUUUCUAAAAAAUUUUGGAGGAGCUAAGUCCCUAGUUGUAAUAAUAAAAUUUGGGCCCAACCCAUGUUUGGUGCUGCCCAAUAUGAUUGACAAAGUGAUGUAUUCAGUUUUUCACAUGUUGUUAUACAUGAGAAACAAAUUUACUAAUUCUUUAAAUUACAUCUCAAACAUACAAUUAUUAUCAUUUCAACCCCUAACUCGCCCCUGGACAAGAUCUCGUGUAAAACAUCAUUUAUAAAAAUCCAAAUUACGAUUCUGUACUACUAGUUAGAAAAUUUGCAAUAUUAAAAUGUACUAGGAAUACAUUAGGUAAGGCGCAACGAGUUCAUAAUCACAAUGAAACCAAUUUAUGAUUUAGACGGAUUUGAUAUUUGUGACAAAUAUGAAAAUCAAGUACUAGUAAUUCAUAAAGACUAAUGUACACCGUCACAUGUUACGAGGUGUCCAGCGGUUCGUCGAGAUAGCAACGUACAAGUCACGUUACUCGUAUAGUCAGGUGCCAUGGCAAUGUCAUAUGCAAAAGCAUACGUGAUACGCGACAUAGCAUAUUAUCUUAUGCCAUGGCGGCUCUUUCAGUUUUCCAUAUUACGGAAAAUGUGAUAGCCGUAAUUGAUAUCAUGGUGACAUUUUUUAUAAUCCUAAAGAGCGCUGGUGCACUGAAAUACAAAAUAAUUACGACAUAGUGAACGGACCGAUGGAAAUAUUUCUGUGAAUGACCAUCACAAAACUGUUGUGGAUAACUAUGUAGAGUUUAUGAAUCACCACAAUAAACAAUCAAUUGUAGCUGUAGAAAAGUCAUUUGAGGAAAUGUUAAAAGCAAAUUUGUUAGAUGAAACAUUCACUAAAGAAGAAGUUACCAAUUUCAUAAAUAAUUUGGAAAACAUUGUAAAAAAUGAAAUUGAUUGUGAGUUGACAGCAUUUACCAAUACUAAUAUUUUAAUGAUGCAUCAGUUUUUUCAACAGGCAGAAAAGUGGCAUCUUAGGUUGAAUGUAGAUAUUUCAGAAAUGCAAAACAAAGAUUUGCUUCUUGAAGUAGAAAAAUACAAAUCUCAGUAUAAUGUGAUUAAUCAGUUAGCUACAAAAAAGAAACUUAUUCCAAUAAGGGAUCAAAUUUCAAAUGAUUUUGCUGAUAUGUUGCAUAAAAGAUUAGAACAAUUAGAGAGUGACAAUUGUAAACUACUUAAUGAUUUAAAGUAUUUAAAAGAUAGUUUUGAUGAAGUUGACAAAGAAAGAAAAGCAUUGAGAUUACUUGUAGAAGAGAAAAAUAAAAAUAUAAAUGCAAAUAAUUAUACACAGUUAAAAGAUAUUGAAGUACAAACUCAAGAAAUACUGAAUAUUGAAGAAAAUGAUCAUGAAAAAUGUAAAAUAGCUUUAAAUAAGCUUGAAAGUGAAUUAAAAAUAACUCAAUCACAAUUAAAAUUGGCUAAUUUAGAACUAGAAAGAAAAUUUAAUGACACAGUAGCAUACAUUAAUAUGAAAGACAUAAUUACAAAAAAAAAUGAGCAAGUUCGUGAAUUAAGAGAUAAAUUACAAGUAUAUGAAAAAGAAGAUAACAAUGAAAGUGUUUAAUUUUAGUCUGAGCAAGUAUAAUAAAACCAGACCUAAUGAAGGAUGUAGGAGCCCCUUGGACUAUCGCCUACUUAAAAAGAAGUAUUUUAAACAAUUUAAUAAACAAAGUAUUUAUUUUUACAUAUAAAAAAAUUAUGCAUUUAAUUAUUCUGUAAUAUAUUUUAAUUUAAUCUAAA